Messenger RNA from Dufourea novaeangliae, 2068 nucleotides. It is a transcript of the gene Hsc70-1, whose product is annotated as heat shock 70 kDa protein cognate 4. Gene Ontology annotation, cellular component: nucleus; plasma membrane; cytoplasm. Gene Ontology annotation, molecular function: ATP hydrolysis activity; ATP-dependent protein folding chaperone; misfolded protein binding. The record is from RefSeq and is a predicted model, not a curated record. Lineage: Eukaryota; Metazoa; Arthropoda; Insecta; Hymenoptera; Halictidae. Gene Ontology annotation, biological process: protein refolding; cellular response to unfolded protein; vesicle-mediated transport. The coding region runs from base 124 to 2001 and encodes 625 amino acids. The transcript is spliced from 4 exons.
GCCGCCUCCCGCUCAGUUGGAAUUUCACAACCGACACGUGAACAUCGUGAUCGCGCUACCGGCGAUAAUACUACGACUGAACGAGACGAACGAAAAGCGAACGAAUACAAAAACGAUAAAAACAUGUCGAAAGCACCAGCAGUUGGAAUCGAUUUGGGCACCACGUAUUCGUGCGUUGGUGUCUUCCAGCAUGGAAAAGUUGAGAUCAUUGCCAACGAUCAAGGAAACCGAACGACACCGAGUUAUGUGGCCUUCACGGACACCGAAAGACUCAUCGGUGACGCGGCCAAAAACCAGGUCGCGAUGAAUCCGAACAACACCAUUUUUGAUGCGAAGAGGUUGAUCGGUCGUCGUUUCGAUGAUCCAACGGUUCAUCAGGACAUGAAGUAUUGGCCGUUCACGGUGGUGAACGACGAUGGUAAGCCGAAGAUUAAGGUUAUGUAUAAAGACGAGACGAAGACAUUCUUCCCGGAGGAAGUGUCCUCGAUGGUGCUGACGAAGAUGAAGGAAACCGCGGAGGCGUAUUUAGGAAAGACAGUGGUCGACGCUGUCAUUACUGUACCGGCGUAUUUUAACGAUUCACAAAGACAAGCAACGAAAGACGCCGGCGUGAUAGCAGGCCUGAACGUAUUGAGGAUCAUAAACGAACCGACAGCGGCUGCGAUCGCCUACGGUUUGGACACAAAGACUGCCGCCGAGAAGAACGUGCUGAUCUUCGAUCUCGGCGGUGGCACAUUCGACGUGUCCAUUCUGACGAUCGAAGACGGUAUCUUCGAAGUGAAAUCGACGGCCGGCGACACUCAUCUAGGUGGCGAGGACUUCGACAAUCGUAUGGUGAAUCAUUUCGUGCAGGAGUUCAAGAGGAAAUACAAGAAAGACAUGAGCGACAACAAGAGAGCCCUGAGACGGCUGAGAACAGCCUGCGAGAGAGCAAAGAGAACAUUGAGUUCUUCGACGCAAGCCAGCAUAGAAAUCGACUCUCUGUACGAAGGAAUUGACUUCUACACCUCCAUCACGAGGGCCAGAUUCGAGGAGCUAUGCGCUGACCUGUUCAGAAGCACCUUGGAGCCGGUCGAGAAGGCCCUUAGGGACGCCAAGAUGGACAAGGGGCAAGUUCACAGUAUCGUUCUAGUCGGUGGAUCCACCAGAAUACCAAAAAUACAGAAGUUACUUCAAGAUUUUUUCAACGGUAAAGAGUUGAACAAAUCCAUCAAUCCCGACGAGGCUGUUCAGGAUUUGUUGCUGUUAGACGUCACGCCUCUAUCGCUUGGUAUCGAGACUGCCGGCGGCGUGAUGACCACGCUGAUAAAGAGGAACACCACGAUACCGACCAAACAGACGCAAACAUUCACCACGUAUUCGGACAAUCAACCGGGUGUCCUUAUUCAAGUAUACGAAGGAGAAAGAGCGAUGACCAAGGACAACAACAGCCUUGGCAGGUUCGAGCUGAUCGGUAUACCGCCUGCGCCUAGGGGUGUACCUCAGAUCGAAGUCACGUUCGACAUCGACGCUAACGGUAUCCUGAACGUUUCCGCGAUCGAGAAGACGACCGGAAAGGAGAACAAGAUCACUAUCACGAACGAUAAAGGUCGAUUAUCGAAGGACGAUAUCGAGAGGAUGGUGAACGAGGCGGACAAGUAUCGUAACGAGGACGAGGUACAACGCGAGAGAAUCGCCGCGAAGAACGCUCUCGAGUCGUACUGCUUCAACAUGAAGAGCACCAUGGAGGACGAGAAGAUCAAGGACAAGAUCGACUCGUCGGACAAACAGAAGGUGCUCGACAAGUGUAACGAGGUGGUCUCCUGGUUGGAUGCGAAUCAGUUGGCGGACAAGGAGGAGUUCGUUGAUAAACAGAAGGAGCUGGAAUCCAUUUGCAAUCCUAUCGUGACCAAACUAUACCAAGGUGGUGUACCUGGCGCAGGAGGUUUCCCUGGUGGGGCACCAGGUGGUGGCACUACCACUGGCGGCAGCGCUGGACCAACCAUCGAAGAAGUAGAUUAAGACUCAUCCCACAAAGCACACUGAUUGUUAUUCCUUCAUGUUCCAUUUAUUUAUUAAUGUAUCGCCA